CCUUCAAAAAACAAAUUAUUUUCAUCUAGAACUAUGUAUCAGAACCAAAACAAUAUUCAGUAAUGGCUUUUAACCUGCUUUGUGUUCUUUCCUUGCUUCUGCUGCCAUGUUUAGCAACUGCACAAAACAAUGGAACUAUAAGUGUAGGUCAGUAUAUCACUGCAGCUUAUAAUUCACAGCCAUGGCUUUCUCCUUCCAGGGACUUUGCUUUUGGUUUUCACAAACUUGACAAUAAGGAUCUCUUCUUGCCUGCCAUUUGGUAUUACAAGAUUCCAAGCAAAACCAUAGUUUGGUAUGCUUCAGCUGAUAAGCCUGCACCAAGAGGAUCAAGAUUAGGGCUAACUGCUGACCGCGGAUUGGUGCUUGAUGGCCCUGAUGGCCAAGAGAUAUGGAAAUCUGGUAUUACUAUGAGUGCAGCUGCGUUUGGUUUUAUUGAUGAUACGGGCAACUUUGUGGUGGCAGAUGCAAAUUCUGAAAUGUUAUGGCAGAGUUUUGAUGAUCCUGCUGAUACUUUGCUCCCUUCACAGAAAAUGGAAAGGGGUGGAGUGGUUUCUUCCAAACGAUCGGAGACUGAUUUCUCUCGAGGAAGGUUCCAAUUUCGUUUGCUCCAGGAUGGAAAUGCUGUGCUGAAUACUAUAAACUUGCCUAGUGGCUUCGCAUAUGAUGCCUAUUUUUGGAGCAAUACAUUUGAUCAAAACAAGUCAAAUGCCGGUCUCCAAGUGGUGUUUAAUGAAUCAGGCUAUUUGUAUGUUGUGAGGGAAAACAAUCAAAAAGUUUUUCUCACACCUGGAACAAUAGUCUCAUCUCAAGAAAAUUAUCACAGAGCAACUCUCAAUUUUGAUGGUUCUUUUGUGCUCUAUACUCAUUCCAAGAAUACCAAUGGAAAUAAUGGUAUCUGGUCAGUUGUUCGCACCAUGCCGGAUAACAUCUGUUUUACCAGCGGUCUUCGUGAACGAUUAGGCAGUGGAAUUUGUGGGUAUAACAGCAUCUGCACUCUCAAUUCAUUGCAAAGACCAAACUGUUCAUGCCCAAAAGGGUUUUCUUUGUUUGAUCCAGAUGAUACAUACGGAAACUGCAAGCCGGAUUUCAUCCAAGGCUGUGAAGAAGAUGGGGCGAAAUCUGGAGAAGAUCUAUACUAUAUGGAAGAGCUGAAAGGUACUGAUUGGCCAACUUCUGACUACGAGAAACUUAAGCCUUCUAGUAGAGAGGAGUGUGAAUCGUCUUGCUUAAAGGAUUGCCUGUGUUCUGCAUCUAGGAUUAGAUUUGAUAGCUGUUGAAAGAAGAAUUUACCACUCUCCUAUGGGAAAAUGAACCCUGCUGAUAAUGGGACAACUUUCAUCAAAAUUAGGAAAGGCGAAGCGAAUGGAAAGAAGAGGAGGGAUAUAUUCAUUGUGGUGGGAUCUGUACUCUUUGGCAGCUCUGUGUUUGUCAACUUGAUAUUAGUUGCUGCUAGUUGCCUUGGCCUUCUAGUUGUUAAUCAAAGAAAACUCACGAGGUCUCAUCCGGAAAAAGGUGUUUCGCAUAUGAAUUUGUGCUGCUUUACCUAUAACGAGCUUGUAGAGGCCACUCAUGGAUUCAAGGAAGAAUUAGGAAGGGGGGCCUUUGGUACUGUUUACAAAGGGUGCAUGGAUAUUGCUCCUGAUAAUCUUGUUGCAGUGAAGAAGUUAGAUAGAGUAUUUCAAGAUUGUGAGAAGGAAUUCAAAGCUGAAGUGAAUGUAAUUGGCCAGACACAUCACAAGAAUCUGGUUCGACUUCUUGGAUUCUGUGAUGAGGGACAAAACCGGUUAAUAGUAUACGAGUUUAUGAGUAAUGGUACUUUGGCCAGCUUCCUCUUCGGAGACUGUAAACCGAAUUGGAAACAGAGGACCGAUAUUGCCAUGGGCAUUGCCAGAGGGCUAUUGUAUCUUCAUGAGGAGUGCUGCACCCAGAUCAUCCAUUGCGAUAUAAAGCCUCAAAACAUACUUCUUGAUGAUUAUUACAAUGCUCGGAUAUCUGACUUUGGAUUGGCAAAGCUUUUGACAUUGAAUCAGAGCCAUACUAGUACUGCCAUCAGAGGAACAAAAGGGUAUGUUGCACCAGAAUGGUUCAGGAACACGCCAGUCACUGUAAAAGUUGAUGUGUACAGUUUCGGAGUGCUGCUUCUGGAGAUCAUUUGCCUUCGAAGAUGUGUCGAGAAGGAAGCGAGCACAGUUGAUAAAGCAAUUCUAACUGAUUGGGCUUAUGACUGUUAUCAGGAAAGACGAUUGAGUACUCUAGUUGAAGAUGAUCCGGAUGCCAUCAGUGACAUGAAUAAGCUGCAGAGGUUUGUGAUGGUUGCAAUUUGGUGCAUCCAAGAAGAUCUGUCUCUUCGCCCCACGAUGAGGAAGGUUAUACAGAUGCUUGAUGGAGUUCUUGAAGUACCUUUUCCGCCAUGUCCAUGGCCAUUCAACAUUACAAGCUGAAAUUAGCUUUUUAUUGCUUUUCUGAAGCACUUUCAAUCAGGUACUCAGUACAAUAGUGUACCCAAUGUAUAAUCUUCCUAGACGUCAUUUAUCCGUUGUUGAUCUUGUACUCUUUUCCGCUAGAUCGUUGUAUUGUUUUUUUAUAGUUUUGUGUUAGUACUAUCUAAGAGAACUCAAUAAAUAAAUGUAUUAUAGUUGCUAUGAUUUC
This is a messenger RNA of Pistacia vera, 2649 nucleotides long. Its product is annotated as G-type lectin S-receptor-like serine/threonine-protein kinase RLK1. The transcript has a single exon. Gene Ontology annotation, molecular function: ATP binding; protein serine/threonine kinase activity. NCBI's taxonomy places the organism in Eukaryota, Viridiplantae, Streptophyta, Magnoliopsida, Sapindales, Anacardiaceae. The record is from RefSeq and is a predicted model, not a curated record. Gene Ontology annotation, biological process: protein phosphorylation.